CUCCGUCCCCGCUGCAGCGCCGCGCACCUACGGCGGCGGGGCCGGGGCGGGGCUUGGCUGCCCGCUCCGCCCCGGCGGCGGCAGCAGCCCCCGGAGCAGCUCCGGCAGCGGCAGCUCCAGCAGCAGCGGCACCGCCGGCAUCCGCGCACACCCCGGCUCGGCGGCUCCUGUUGCGCCUUCGCCGCCCCCCGCGCCGUACAAAGCCCGGGGCGGGCGGAGCGUGCUUGGCUCUCGCGCGCCGCGGAGGAGGAGCGGCGCCCCCCCGGCUCCCCGGGCAUCGUUUUUUCCCUUCGUUUCCCUUCGUUUGUCGGAGGGGGAAGAUGGCGAGGAGCGGCGCGGGGCCGCGGCGCCUCCUGCUGCCGCUGCUGCUGGCCCUGGCGCUGGCGGCGCGGCGCUCCGGGACGCGCACCGCAGAGAAACUACUAGUUUUUACUGUAGCGACUAAAGAAACUGAUGGCUUUCACCGUUUCAUGCGAACUGCAAAGCACUUCAACUACACAGUAAAGGUACUUGGAAAAGGUGAAGAGUGGAAAGGUGGCGAGUUGCCUAACUCUAUCGGUGGAGGGCAGAAAGUUCGACUGCUGAAAGAAGGCAUAGAAAGCUAUGCUGAUCAAGAGAACUUGGUUGUGAUGUUUGUUGAAUGCUAUGAUGUUAUCUUUGCAGGGGGGCCUGAAGAACUGUUAAAGAAGUUCCAGGAAACUAAUCAUAAAGUGGUGUUUGCAGCAGAUGGACUAAUUUGGCCGGAUAAAAGGCUAGCUGAAAAGUAUCCUGUUGUCCGGAAUGGAAAACGAUUCCUGAACUCAGGAGGAUUUAUUGGUUAUGCUCCAUAUAUAAAUCGUAUUGUGCAGCAAUGGAAUCUGCAGGAUAACGAUGAUGACCAGCUGUUUUACACCAAAAUCUAUGUUGACCCGUUGGCAAGGGAACGCAUUAACAUUACUUUGGACCACAAAUGUACAAUUUUCCAGACCCUAAAUGGAGCUGUUGAUGAAGUCCUUUUGAAAUUUGAAGAAAGAAAAGUAAGAGCAAGGAACUCGGCGUAUGACACGUUACCAAUCACCAUUCAUGGAAAUGGUCCAACUAAAAAUCACUUGAAUUAUUUGGGAAACUAUAUCCCCAAUGCUUGGACACGGGAAACUGGUUGUGGUAUUUGUGAUUUAGACUUACUAGACCUGUCAACAGUAACGGAAUAUCCAAGAGUAAAAAUUGGUGUUUUCAUUGAACAACCCACUCCAUUCCUACCUAAAUUUUUAGACAGAUUAUUAACUCUGGACUAUCCAAAGGAGGAGCUCAGUAUCUUCAUUCAUAACAAUGAGGUUUACCAUGAAAAGCACAUCAAGAAAUUCUGGGAAAAAGCCAAGAACAUUAUCAGAAACAUAAAAAUUGUUGGACCUGAAGAAAAUCUGAGUCAAGCAGAAGCCCGGAACAUGGGAAUGGACCUUUGUCGCCAGGAUAAAGCAUGUGACUAUUACUUCAGCAUAGAUGCCGAUGUAGUGCUGACAAACAUGAAAACCUUAAGAAUACUGAUAGAACAGAACAGAAAGAUAAUUGCUCCCCUUGUUACUCGGCAUGGGAAGCUUUGGUCCAAUUUCUGGGGCGCUUUGAGCCCAGAUGGCUACUAUGCUCGAUCAGAAGACUAUAUUGAUAUUGUCCAAGGGAACAGAGUAGGAGUGUGGAAUAUUCCGUAUAUGGCUAAUAUAUACUUAAUUGAGGGACAAACUCUCAGAUCAACGAUGAAAGAAAAGAACUACUUUAUGCGUGAUAAGUUGGAUCCUGAUAUGGCGCUCUGCAGGAAUGCCAGGGAAAUGACUUUACAAAGGGAAAAAGACUCCCCUUCUUCGGAAACAUUCCAUAUGCUCAGACCCCCAAAGGGUGUCUUCAUGUACAUUACCAACAGACAUGAAUUUGGAAGACUUAUUUCUACAGCCAAUUACAAUACCUCCCACUACAACAAUGACCUCUGGCAGAUAUUUGAAAAUCCUGUGGACUGGAAGGAAACCUAUAUAAAUCCCAACUACUCAAAGAUCUUCACUGAUAAUAUAGUAGAACAGCCGUGUCCAGAUGUGUUUUGGUUUCCCAUAUUUUCUGACACUGCCUGUGAUGAAUUGGUAGAAGAAAUGGAACAUUUUGGACAGUGGUCUGGUGGAAAACACCAGGACAGCCGUAUUUCUGGAGGUUAUGAAAAUGUCCCAACUGACGAUAUUCAUAUGAAGCAAAUUGGACUGGAUAAUGAAUGGCUGCAUUUCAUAAGAGAGUUCAUUGCACCAGUGACGUUAAAAGUGUUUGCUGGCUAUUAUACCAAGGGGUAUGCUUUGUUGAAUUUUGUUGUAAAAUAUAGCCCAGACAGACAACGGUCACUCAGACCUCAUCAUGACUCCUCUACAUUCACAAUCAACAUCGCUCUCAACAAAGUAGGAGAGGACUUUCAAGGAGGUGGAUGUAAAUUUCUUAGGUACAACUGCUCCAUUGAGUCUCCCAGGAAAGGAUGGAGCUUCAUGCACCCAGGAAGACUUACUCAUUUACAUGAAGGACUUCCCAUAUUAAAUGGCACAAGAUACAUUGCAGUAUCAUUUAUUGAUCCUUAAUUUUAUUUUUUUUUGUCCUCUUCAACAGCAGUGUCUGAUUCUUUACAUAAACAUUUAUUUAUAGAUUUCAUCUGGAAGAUGGUGAUAAAAGAAACAAGUUACUGUUCUUAGACAGCAAAGUUACUUUGAGGAAAAAGAAUGAAAAAAAAAAAGAAAAUGUUCUAAAGUUGCCGAAGAUUUCUCAAUAUCCACUCUGAGCCUUGAGUCACAAAGUAAACAAGUCCUGCUAGUUUUUCCGUUCUGUAUUAAAGAGUAGUAAGGAGGGAAAAUGGAAAAGCAUUUUAUAAUGAAUCCCUUUAUUUGUUGGAAAAAAAAAAAAAACAACCCUAGAUAUAAAAAUAUCUGAAAAGUUUACUGUGGUUUUCAUCCAGUAAAGUGAGGUGGCUGAACUUUUUGUGGUGUGUAUAUUUAAUACCAACCAAUUAAAAAUGACAGCAUAAAACCAAAAUAAAGUGAAUCUUGUAUACAGGUGUUGGGGAUAAGCAAUAUUUCCAUAUGCUUGUAUAUGCUGAAGGGAAAACAUCUCAGGAGCCUGUUUUCUUAUUAAUUUUCAAUACAGAAAUUGACACAUAUAGAAGAAAAAAAAUUGUGCGGAUGGAGCAAGGAUUAAAUAAUUUAGCUAAGAAAAAAUGGCUUAUCAUUUGUUUUGAGAACUCAUCCUCUGGAAAAUUUACUUUUCUUCACCAAGUGACCUUUGUGUAAAAUGAGUUAUUUUUCUAAUGUGUAAUUGCACCCAAUUGAUACUGGAAAUUUGAUGUUUAUUUUCAGAAUGCUGGUAAAUUUUAAUAAUAGGUUGUUUUAUAAGGAUAGUUUUCUAUGCUUACUUUAAAUUACUUGAAUUUUGUAUCAGGAAAAUGAAAUGGUGGCAGGCUCACUUUUAAUGCUAAGGGUCUCAAUGUGCCAUUUAUUUGAAAGAAAUUGGUUUAAAAUAUUCCUACUGUAUCUACUGUUUGUAAUUUAAAGAAACUUGAAGCUAACUGUUUCAAAGUCUACUGUGCCGAAGUGCACAAUGUGUUGGAAAAACUUGUGAAAAAUAAAGGGUAAUUUUAAAUUAAUUAAAUUUAUGUUAAUUAAUUAAUGUAACAGCUUUCACUUGACUGCGUUAAGUUAUUUAUUUGUAUGUUGCCAUUUUUCUUACAGAAAUUUUUAUUUAUUGAUGAAUAUUUUCAAAGGAACUAUAGAUAAGUUUAGAUUGGAGAUUUCUCAAAGUGUCAGUUUUUGGCUUUUUUACUCUGUUACUAUUGAAUUUAUUUCUUAUGUGAGUUGGUGUGUAUGUACCAGAUCUUGUAUUACAGUUUCAGAAUGGCACUACCAGUAUGGAUGUUUCUUGUUUUCAGUAUCAACCUUCAUUUUUAAUAUAGAGGCUUUCUGAUGAUCUAAGCAGUAGUUCACUUUUUACCUGCUAAUAUUUGAAGAAACUUUAUAUCACAUUUCCUAAGCAGAAGCUUUAUUUGGAGCUGGAAGGAUUAUGAGAGGAGUUCAAAGAUUAUUCUUUUGCCAAAACUGUGUGUCUGGUUAUUUCCUCAUUCUGCCGUCUUGAGGAACGGGUUGUAACCAUAAAGUUACGCUGAAGCAAAUACAUCAAAAUGGGAUAACUUCAAUAAUGUACUAAAAUGGGCUGGCUUGAAAAGGAAUGGCUUUUCACAGGAAGUUAUUUUCUUUCUUUUAAUUUCUCUUUACACUGUCAGCUUCUCACCAUUUCAGGCUAAUAUUUGGACAUUGGUGUCCUUUGACUUUGUUUCCAGACAUGUAACGCCUCUUGUCUUACCAAGUGUCUCUCUAUAUAGCCUGUGCUUAGGAAAACUUUAUAGAGCAGAACAUCUUCAGGCCUUCAAAAUGAAAGCAGCCUUUAUUAAUCACCUUUUUCUGAGUGUUUGCCUGUGAUAUCUUAGGCUAAGUCAGAACAGAAUAAAUUCAUAAAUUUUUUACCACUGAAUCAGUUACAGUUAUGAGGAGCUUUCUUGAAAAACACAAAAAAUGCAAUCCUGUAGCACACAGGGGAAGUUCUUUUGCAGAUUUUUUCUUUCAUAACUUGUGUUUUAAUUAUGUAUUUGUAUUUAAUUGUGUAUUUUUCCCCCUCAACCAAUAUAGAGCUUUACUUACUGUUAAAUUUCUGUGUUUCGAACUAUUAAUUCAGUUUGUCACAUAGUGAUGCGUAAUGGUACUUUUACUGUGCUGCACAGGUGUUGGAAGGAAAAAUGUGCUUACCAUGCUCAUGUUACUGCGAUUCUGUCUUGUUUUUUCAUGAAGUGUUUGCAAAGGCUAACAAUUGCCUUUCAGCAGGUGGAUGGCAACAUGUAUGGAAGCGUCCUCAUCAUUAACAACUUGGAAACUGGCAGAUAACAGAAAAAAAGUUUGCUCUUAACAGUUCACCUGAAUUAGUUCUGAAAGCUUUGCUGUACUGUUACAUUAGUGUGUGAGUACAUGAGCUCACACAGCCUAAGUGGAAUUGUCGCUGUUAGGAAAUUGGUUUUAGUUUUCAUUACCUUUAAAAGCACUUUGAGACACUUGUGUCUCUUAAUAAAGUUUGGUUUUGAGCAUAGAAGAUACAUGGAUCCACAAGGAAAGCAGCAACCUUGAUUCCAGCAGUGUGUGAGAAACCUUGGGAGUACAGGGACAUAAAGGUGCUCUCCAACCAAAUGUCUCAAAUGAGACAUUUGUGAAGUAUUUGUUUUGAUGCUGCUUUCGUCUAGCUUUGUAUUUCACUGUGAAGUACUCAAAGAGACUGUGGUGUGGGUAAGAAUUGAGAGCAGUAUAGACGCAAGAGAAUUUCUGACUAUUUUUAACCAAAUUGAUAUAGCUUGUUUUAGAUUCAUAUUCAUGAAUUAUUCCAACUCUGAUGCUUCUAAAAAUUGUUCAGGGUGUUUGGUAGUAUUUUAUACACUUAAUUAUCUCUAACAUUACUGUGCAACAAGUAAUUCCAAUAUGUAUCUGUCACUUCAUUUUUUUCCCCAAAACUGUUGCACUCUUACUGUGAGCUAAGAGGAAUAAAACUAUGGUAAGCCCAAAAGAAGAUAGAUUUUCAGUGAGGCAAUAAUGAAAUGUGUUUGAUUGUGACUUUUUCUUUUGUAAUGGCUUUCCCUCCACACCUGCUGUAGUCAUGGAAUAAAUGUUAAUUCGAUGCAGGGCUUUCACAAAAGCUUCUUUUUUUGCAGUAUGUAAGAAAUAGGGAGACAAAGACAUUUAAAGAAAUGGAAAAGUCUAGAAAAGACCCUUAUAAUUCCUUUCUCCUCUGUGUGUGCGUUAGUUUACCUUUUGUCUUUACUCUUGAAAAAAUUUGGUCAGAUUUUUCUUUACAGCUGCUGCAAUCAGCUUUUUAAAGAAUAUGUGCAUUUCAGUUUCCUUUGAUUUAUUUGUGAUGUGGUUUUUGGUGGAUUCAGUUCUGAAAGAAGUAUUUUUUUGAAUCUUCACUCCCCUGCAUCCUUACUUUCUUGCAUGGCUGAGUAGACUGCUCUGCUAUUUUUGUGAGUGAAAAGGAACAUAAUACCUGUCUUGGCAGAUACCCCUGUGACUGAGGCAUCAGAUAAAUUACUUGACUUCUUUUUAUUAUGGGAUUUUUUGAUUCCGUAGCCGAGCAUGAAUCAGAGAGCAGAGCCUUUAUAAAAUGUAUUUGUGGAGUUGAUAUUGGCAACUCUUAGAGCUGAGAUUUGCACUACUAGAGUUAACUGUAGAGUUGGAGGAACAAGUAAUUAAUUUAUGACUGCUAGGAAGUCCCAGUUGUUCUGUUUCUUCCCUCUAGCCACUGCCAAGAAAGAUAGUCUCUGACAGAAGUAAGUUUAUAGCCAACACUGAAAUUGAAAUGAGAAUUGAUGGUGCGGGAUUUUACUGUACGCAGAUGGUGGAAGUGUCACUUCAAAUGGCUUUCCAACAUCAUUUCUGAGAUACUUUCUGUAUCUUAAUAUAAAAAGCUAUUCUGGAUCUACUGAAGCAGAUAGUCUUUAAAGUACUGAAGAACUUUGUUCUUGUGUGCAAAUAAAAUGUUAAACACAAUUGGAAAGAGAUGCUUUUAUUUUCAAUGAAACGUUGUUGUAAUCUUUUUUUUUUUUUCUCCUUUCUUUAAUUAUCUUCCUAUUUGCCAUAGCUUUUAAGAUCUGUAUAAGUGCAUCCCCCUUACCAGAUGACUGUUUUCUUUUAGUGCAUUUCAGGGCUGAGGGGAGAGCCAAAUGAGGAGGGGAUGGGCCAAAGCUAAGGAAAGUUCAUUUUCUAGAUUGAGCAUUACUUCUGUGUUUAAAGAAAUGCCCCUCAGGAUUAUUUUGUGCAGGAACCAAAUGUAAGACCAGAUAGCUGAUAAAAAGUGUAUUCCACUUAAGGUAUUUAAUAGAGUAAGGGAACAGUUCAAAAGCAGGAUUUCAAUCAGCAUGGUUACAGCCUUUAUUUGCAUCAGUGUAAGUAGUAUCAAAGUAUCAAAAAGGAGUAUCAAAGCUGAGAGGCUGGCCUGUGUGGAGAAUAUUGAUGAGAUUGCAGGCAGUGCUGCAGGGUUAUUCCAAGCUACCUAGGCAGCUGAGAAAACUGUUUUUCUUGAAAAGGCUCAUUUGUGUUUUGAGUCCUGUCUAUGGUUCCCUUUGUGCUUGCCUGCUCCACUUACUGCUGGUUUACAGUUGUCAAAUGUCUCUGAGUUCCUGAAGCUGGCAAGGGAGAUGCAUAGUAACACAUUUAUUCAGGAUCUAGUAUUUUGGCUCGAAACCAGAGUUCUUCUAUUUCCAAGAAUUUUGUUUAGCUGUGAAAGGAGUUGGUCAACUCCUAAUGGCUUUGCACCAUUUUGUCUGCACUGUUCUGUGAGCGGGGAGCAGAGAGAGGAGGAAGGCAGCAGAGCAAAUUUGGUAUAAACUACUUCUUUACUACACUGGUAGUAGAGAUGGGGCAUGAAAACAUUGCAUUUUUACAGUUUCAGGUGUAAUGGCAGGCCAUGUGAACAAUACUUUAAGCCCAUGAGAUGGUUUACAAUAUGUAAUACACUAAGACAUCUGCAUCUACCCUUCAAAGUGAGCUUAACUAACACUUCAGGCUUUAAGCUUUCUCGGACUUGGGUUGCUAAUCUCUCACAAUGUACAGUCAUCCACUGGUGGUGUGUGAAAUGGGAGAUUGCAACCUUACUUUUUUACACUUUGUAGAGUAGUAAUUUUCAGUUUUAAAUUCAAGCUUAUUGUUCUAAAGUAUAAAGUGAAUUAUCUUCUACACACAAUAUGGCAGCAGGACUAACGGAAUAACUUCUCAGGUCUUUAUUCCUUGAAGUACCUUUGAGACUGAUAAUUAUUAUUCUUCUGCAAGGGGAAUGUGUGUCCAACUACUGUUAAUAUUUGAAUGAUAGGUCUUUCACCAUCCUGUGGCAGCAGCAGGGAUGGAGAGAUGAAGUUGGCAAGGGUACGUGAGCGAGAGUGCUGUAUCCUGCUCCUAUCCCUGGUUGCACUUGGCACACUGAUUACAGAGAAAUUUGAGUUUCGCUGCUGUAGUUGGAUCCUACGCAGCUGACCUCAGGAUGUGUGUAAAGCGCUUAGAGAAAGGAGAGCGUGCUUUGUAAGGAUGAACUCUGCUAUUUUAACUCCUGAAUUCUGACAAGUCUCUGAUGAGGAUUUUAUGGGGGGAUUAACCUGUUUUUUUACCCAGAGACUUCUGAUUUGGGCAUGGUGGUGACUGAGGGCAUUUCUGUAAGAAGCAGUGUCUCUUAGUGAGUUUGAAGUUCUGAAAGCACAAGGCCAUUGCAGCUUUUUAAAGUAAGCUUCUCCUGUAUGAAGUAAACACAGUGCAUUAAAAGUUAAGGGAGAAGGUAUUGAGUAUAAGGUACUAAAAGCUAGUUUUUCUCUUUGGAAUUGCUGGGUGAGUGUAAGAAGUGAGCGUGUACAUAGUGCAGCAAUGAACUUCUGGCGUAAGUCAAAUUUAAAGACUUAUCUCUGAAUCACUUUUGCAAACUGUGAUUCACUGGGGAGCCAUUUCAAGCAUUUGGUCAUUCUUGAAAACACGUGCCAUGUAAAGUAGAACAGGCCCUGGUAUAUAAAACAGUGUUCUGCCUUUAAAGUUCUAGAUUUGCCUGUCUCAGACUUAUUGUUGCAGUGCCAUCAUGGGUUGUAGAGUGGAGAUCUUGAUAGUGUUACUUACAAAAAGAGGAAACUCUCAGUUCUUGUCCUUCAUUCGCAUGCAUGAGAGUAUUUUGGCCAUAUGAGGUAUACCCCCUUUUUUGUUCUCAAUAGAUUCCUUGCCUGUACCCCCAUCACUCGGGCAUACAUUCACAUAUCUCUUUCCAUCCAGACUGUGCCCCCUUUACACACGUCUCAUGUGUUUGCCAGAUGUCAACAUUCCAGCAGGGACAAAAAAAAAAAAAUAAAAUAGAGGCGGCUGAUGGCUUUUGCAUAAAUACAGGCUGGAGCAAGAAAGGCAGAGACAAGGGAGCUUUAUUUUAAAGUGUUCUUGAAGUGUAGAUUUAAAACUGCUGCCUCUGUGGUAAAGAAAGAUGCCGUAGGAUCAGAACUAGGGAGCUAUUGUGUAUGACUGAGAUAUACUCUGUAGAAGAGCAUAGAUGGUGUUUCCUGAUUUAAGCUUUUUUUCUUGUAGUUUAUGCAGGCAGUGGGAUGAGAUGGAUGUAGAGGGCCACCAGCGAGUGCCAUUUCUCAGCUCCCACAGGCGAGCCUUUUGUUCUAAGCUGUGUCAUUGCUGGUGGCCAUUGGAGUGGGUGACCCCUGCGAUGUUUCGCUGUUGUGAUGUGCAUUUGGUGAAGGCUUUUUAGUUUUCAUUUCAUUAUCCCUCAGUGUGUGUGUGUGUGUCUGUAUGAACGCAAACCCGUGCUCAAUCUUUGCUAUAGCUUGGCUCUACCUUAAGUUUCUUCUACAAAGAGGAUUUUUUUCAUUUCUUAGGCUUGAAAAAAGUUUCCCAAAUUCUAAAAAUUAUGGUGCACAGAAGAGUGCACAAACAAGCCUUUAUUUUUCUUUAAAUCUUACCGACAUGAAGGGAAUAUGAACCUUCCAAGAAUUAAUUGAUCCACAUCAGAUGUUGAAAUGGCAAAAGUAGGAAAAUGAGGUGUUCUUUGGCUGAACAUAGCAGUGUGGGAAAUGCUGUGCCUUUUUCGUCGUUAGGUAGACGUAAUCUACCUGAAGUUGGAUAACACAGGUGUGAAAGGCUGAAGGGAGAUACAAGUAUGUUUCCAAAAUAGCUGUGCACAGGUGUUCUUGAAAUGUCGUUUGAACAAAUAAACGGAUCUGUUCUUGGCAAGUUAUUCACAUUUUAUUUACUUUUAGUCUGAAGGGAACAAAAGCACAUUAUAAAGCUGUAGCACAAUUCAAAUGCUGGGAUUCAGAAGCUCAUGAAAAAUAAAAAUAGAUUGAAAGGAUAUUGCAAAGGAGAGGAGAACUUUGCAGCCAUUGAGACAGCAAAACUACUCCCUCCAUGGAAUAUUUUAUGACCAGUACUCUGACAAGGUACUUGAGGAAUAUCAUCAAAAUACUGCAGCCUGAAGACCUAUUUUUAUACAAAUUUAGCUUCCUUUUAAAACAAUGCUAAAAAAAUGAACAGGAAAAGCUCCUAGUUGUUGACUUUAUGAUACUAUGAACUAUAUGAAUGUGUUAAAAAAUGAGAAGUAAGCACUUACCUUUUUUCAGGGAAAUAGAAAAAAUAUGUAAUCUGAAAGUUCAAACAUAAAGAAAUUCCUGUUGACAAGCUAUAGGACGCCUGCCGUAAGCAAACCUUAUUCUUUUUGCUGCAAAUGCCCUUACGGAAUUCUUUGAUUUCUUUAGAUAAUGCACAAAGUAAAUAUGCACAAAGUUUCUUUAAAUAUGCACCAAGUAAAGCUGCAGCUUUUUACUAAAGCAAAAGAAAUUGGUCUCAUAAGGCUGGAAAAAUAUUUCCCUGCUUCACAAAGGAUCUAUAGAGAAGGGUACCCUGGCGUUUAUUAUAAGUAACUCAUACAUAAAUACUGCUACUGUGUAGUUACUUGCAUUUUAUAAAUGUAGGUUGGUUUUUAUCUUUCCAUAUGCAAAAGUACUGCUUCUGCUCUUUUGGUUUUGAUGUGUUUAUCUUCAAGCUGAAAAUGUUAUGUGCAGCAUGCUGUGUUGUAGUGCUGCUUCUUUACUUCAAAGACAAGCCAAGGAACCUCUUUUGGACUGAAUGUCUUCCACAGAAUAUUUGCUCAUGAUAAAAACUUAGAGCAAACUUUCCUGGAUUUUUAUCUUUUCUGUUUUAAAUACCUAAGAAGAGAUAAAAGUGUUUAUUUCUAAUCAUAAGAAUAUUUUCCUUUCACUAACAAAAAACCUAACCACUAAAGCAAACUGAUUUGGGAUUCAGUUUUGCUUUUCAAAAGGAAAGGUGUUUUUUUUUUUUUUUUUUUUUUGUGUAGCACAGCCAAGUGAUUUUAUACGAAGUAAAGUUAAAUCUUCAUGUGUAGAAAAUGAGUUUAGAAAAAAUGCAAGGUGGUGGAAUUGAGUAAGCUUGUGACAACAUUGCAUAUCAUGGUCUACCACUCUUGAGAAAAAUAGCAUUAGGCGUAGAGUCUUUUUUCAGUUCAGUUGCCAGUCCAGAAUGGACAGUGAAAUAUACUGAUCGUGUCAAAAGGUAGAAGAUCCUCUGGUGACUUUGAUUUUCUGCUCUAAGGAUCUGAAGGCCGAACAAACAUCUCUCCUGUAAUUUUUCACAUCGGAUCGGCUGAAACACUGAGGAUUAUUCAUAAGACAGUUAAUAGGAACUCCUAGGUUCUCCCUACACCCAACUUUGUAUAUUUCACUGUCAUCAGCUUUUAGGUAACUUUGAUUCAUUAUUUUCUGACUUUACUGUGCUGCCUUCUGUGUGUGUUUCUUGGUGGAAUAUCUCAUGUCUUGGUACUCUGCUUGUAUCAUGGCAUUUCUCAAUACUCUGUGCCAAUGUCUUUCUUGAAUCCAGUGUUUUCCUAAAUGCCUGUGGUCUACUGGUAAAGCUAUUACAGAGAUGCCUGCAAUCCUUCCUUACCACUUUCUUAAACAUUUCACUUCUCUCAGAUUCCUGGAAAUUGGUUGUAGAUACAGAGCUUCUUUCUGUGAUCCCACCUGGCUUUAGUUCAGCAUGGUGGUAGCCCUCUGUAUAAACUGAACCUUGAUAAAGAAAAUAUUCAUCCUUUUCAGCUAGCUUUCCAAGCUCCUAAGUUUUGAAUUGUGAUUGGGUUUUUUUGUUUUGUAGUAGUAGCAGUAUUGUGAUGUGGGGAAGGAGAAAACACUCCAACAACACAGCCAUUGGCAAUAUAAAGGCUACUUAAAUGUGAAGCAUUGUUUCUUCAUGGUAUGCUUCUCCAGGCUCUGGUUCCUCUCUUUGUCUCCAUCCCUCCUUCAGUUCAGAAAUAAAUGUUUUGAAACUGGAUACCAAAGAAAAUCUUUCCUUUCUUUUUAUGUUCAUGACUGUGUAUAGACUUGGAUGGAUACUGGAGUAAUGUUUCUGCAGUAUCAAUCUCAAAGAGAGGCUGCUGCAAUCUUUAAAGGUGCUUUCUGUAUUAAUUUUCGUUAGAAGCUGGGGUAGAAGGCUACUAA
Molecule: messenger RNA, 12058 nt
Organism: Cuculus canorus (common cuckoo)
Lineage: Eukaryota; Metazoa; Chordata; Aves; Cuculiformes; Cuculidae
Gene: PLOD2
Product: procollagen-lysine,2-oxoglutarate 5-dioxygenase 2
Exons: 20
Coding region: 321-2582 (753 amino acids)
Biological process (GO): peptidyl-lysine hydroxylation
Cellular component (GO): endoplasmic reticulum
Molecular function (GO): L-ascorbic acid binding; procollagen-lysine 5-dioxygenase activity; iron ion binding
Source: RefSeq, a predicted model, not a curated record